AUGUUAGGGAACGUGGACUUUUCCCGCUGGCAUGUGGAUAUCGACAGAUACCUAAAUCCGUUGAUUCCACAUCCGCCAUGGCGCUGGCUACCUCGUCCCAUCUCUCAUUUCCUGGGGUAUAGAGGGGACAAGCCUCCAAAGAACCUGGGCAACCUCGUGAUCGCCUUUUGGUCCCUGAUCGGCGUCUUCUGUGGUGUAUUAGUCGUCGCCGAAGUAUCCUUGCAUGUCCCCUCUUUCCAGCACCAUCAUGCGCCAAUUAUUGUGGCUAGUUUCGGUGCCGCAGCUGUGCUGGAGUUUAGCGCCAUUGAGUCACCAUUUGCGCAACCGCGCAAUGCCGUCCUGAGCCAGGUCAUGGCGAGCGCUAUCGGCAUCGGCAUCGGAAGGCUCUUCGCCUUAAAUCCUCAUGCUAAUGCACUACCCCAGGUAGGGGGAGCCCUGGCCUGUGCAAUCACCACUGCUGUGAUGGUCCUGACGAAGACCGUUCACCCGCCCGCUGGCGCAACGGCUCUCCUCGCGGUCACCGAAGGGUACAAAAUUGGCUGGUUUCUGAUCCUGAUCAUGUUCCUUGGGUGUAUCAUGAUGCAAGCGGUGGCACUGGUGAUCAAUAACAUUCAACGACGAUUUCCGGUAUAUUGGUGGACUCCUGAUACUCUUCGUCCCAAAUUUGUUGUUGAGGACACUGAAAGCGCCCGAGAAGGCAAGCAAGAGAGCCUGGCCCCUAGUGCGUCAGACGAUGACACUGAAGCUGCCGUUCCAGCACAGAUUGUGAUUCAGGAAGGGAAGGUGUCAAUACCGGAUAACGUUUGGAUCACGGCAGAGGAAAAGGAAUUUUUGGAAAAAAUCAGUCAGCGCAUACGUUAA
This is a messenger RNA of Aspergillus bombycis, 861 nucleotides long. RefSeq names its product HPP family protein. Bases 1 to 861 code for a protein of 286 amino acids. NCBI's taxonomy places the organism in Eukaryota, Fungi, Ascomycota, Eurotiomycetes, Eurotiales, Aspergillaceae. The record is from RefSeq and is a predicted model, not a curated record. The transcript is spliced from 2 exons.